CCCCUUAUUCACCGCGCCUCCAUCUUGAAAACCAAAACGAGGCUAGGGGGUACACUCUAAACCGGAAGUUCAGUGAGAGAGCGCAGCGGGCGUCUGUCUUCAUCAGGUCGUCAUGGCGGUACCUGUGUGGACUACAAACCUUUCAUCUCUUCCGGAAUUAAAAGUGGACUAUGUUGAAAAAUGGGCAAAUAACGACUGCAAGAUUCCGCGGGCUGUUUUGCUGAAAGGUUACAGCAACUGGAUUGAGGGAUAUGUGCACGACGUGGAAGGUGGAGCUGUCCUUCGAGGAGCCAUUCAUUGGCAAGACCACCUGCAACUGUAAAGCUGGCUUGGGACAGUGCAAUCACCUAAUAGGACUGCUCUACACGCUGGCCCACUAUAUAAAAAUGGGGUAUGCAUCUGUCCCCCCAACUGCAAGCAAAACAUCUCUACCUCAAGCCUGGCAUGUUCCAUCAAGGACAUUAGGUCUCACCCCAAGAGCAGUUAGCACUGUGACAGUAUCCAAAGUUAAACCACCAUUGGCUAAUGCACCACCAAAGAAAAAGCAGCACUCUACUAAGGGGAUUGUAUCUAAUUUGUAUUGUCCUGUGCCACUUCCAUUACCAAGUGCUGAAUUUGCAGAGACUCUUCGUAGCAACCUGGCUAAAAUCGGCAGUAAGAGCCAGAUGUUAAAGUUACUGGAAGCAAACUGUAAGCAGCCUGCUGAUCUGGUCUCCACAGAAUUUGGGGACCUUCCCCGGGGUUCUGUAUUAACUUACCAGACUCAACGUCCACUGUCCAUUUUCAGUGAAAAUGACCCUGAACUUCCUCUACCUCCACAGCCAUGCUCAUUUAGCACUGCUCUAGAUGAUACUGAAACAUUCUUCUAUGGUGGCCUGGCUGUCACACUGUCUGAUGCAAAGCAUCUAGAGAUGGAAACCAGAGGACAAAGCAGUAGCAAGACCUGGCAUCAAGUACGAGCCAAACGCCUGACAUCAUCAUCAUUCAAAAGAAUCUGCUCCAGGGUGAGAGAUUUUGACAGUUUGGCAGCCAACAUGAAGGAGAAACAGUUGACACAAACUAAAACAAUGAAGAGAGGCCUUGAAAUGGAGCCAGUUGCUGCUGCUGAAUACAAGGAAAUCACUGGCAAUGAAAUCUACACCUGCGGGUUUGUAAUUAACCCCCAUGCCCCACAUCUGGGGACCUCACCUGAUAGGAAAGUGCGUGACAUUAGUGCAGAACCAACCUACGGACUUCUGGAAAUCAAGUGUCCAGACAAGGACAGUUUUAAAGACUGUGCAUACUUGUACUGCAAGCCCGAUGGAACCUAUGCUCUGAAGACAGUCCAUGAGUAUUACUACCAGAUGGUGGGACAGAUGGGUAUCACCGGUAUGACAUGGUGCGAUUUCUUUGUCCAGUGCAAACAGGACCAUCACCUGGAGCGGGUCCACUUCAACCCUGAAGAAUGGGAAAACAUGAAAUCCAAACUUGACAGUUUCUUUUUUACAUACUUCCUGCCUGCCUUGUGCAACAAAGGUACAUAAAAAGAGCAUCAAUGAAAUGAAACACAGGAGCCCAUGUUUAAAGGUAGUGUUUUAUUUUUCAGAG
Messenger RNA from Perca flavescens (yellow perch), 1587 nucleotides. RefSeq lists its product as uncharacterized. The transcript has 2 exons. Gene Ontology annotation, molecular function: zinc ion binding. The record is from RefSeq and is a predicted model, not a curated record. Lineage: Eukaryota; Metazoa; Chordata; Actinopteri; Perciformes; Percidae. The coding region runs from base 252 to 1523 and encodes 423 amino acids.